AUGAAAUUUCCACUUUUGUUUCAACUAGCUAUCUGUCUGCCUGUCUGUCUGUCUGUCUGUCUAUCUAUCUAUCUAUCUAUCUAUCUAUGUCUGUUCAUAUCCAUCUCAGUCUGUUCAUAUCUAUCUAUGUCUGUUCAUAUCUAUCUCAGUCUGUUCAUAUCUAUCUAUCUAUCUAUCUAUCUAUCUGUCUGUCUAUUUAUCUAUCAAUCUAUCUAUCUCUGUGUUUUCAUUAUCAUUUUACCUGUCUAUUCAUUUUUUAUCUAUUUAUCUAUCUAUCUAUCUAUCUAUCUAUCUAUCUAUCACAGUCUUCGUAUCUAUCUAUUUAUCUAUCUUAAUCUGUUCAUAUCUAUCUAUAUGUUGGCGCCUGUUCGUAUCUAUCUAUCUAUCUAUCUAUCUAUCUAUCUAUCUAUCCGAGCUUGUUCGUAUUCUAUCUAUCUAUCUAUCUAUCUAUCUAUCUAUCUAUCUAUCUAUCUAUCUAUCUAUCUAUCCGAGCUUGUUCAUAUUCUAUCUAUCUAUCUAUCUAUCUAUCUAUCUAUCUAUCUAUCUAUCCUUGAUAAUGGCUAA
Acanthosepion pharaonis is the source of this 564-nucleotide messenger RNA. The record is from the annotation of a GenBank genome assembly. NCBI's taxonomy places the organism in Eukaryota, Metazoa, Mollusca, Cephalopoda, Sepiida, Sepiidae.